CCACAGGAGAGGAGCCUGAUAACUAAAGGAUCUGCCUCCCAUUCUACUUCUAGAGACUCUAGGAACCACCAGUAAACCUGGAUAGGAUAUUUCUAAUUGUGGCAAUAUUCUGGAGGUGAAAGAAGGCAAGCCUAGAAACCUGUCAUUAUCAUAAUAGGCACAUAGCUGUCAAGUCUCCCGUUUUGGCUGGGAAACUACUGUAUUUUAACCUCUUUCCCGCCAUCCUCCCGUAUUAGUAUUCUCCCGUAAAUCUCCCGUAUUACAAUAUAAUAAUAAAAAAACAUUCCUCUGCUUCUUUCUCUGAAUUCUGUCACUAGCCUCGCGAGAACUGCCACCUGCAGUAGCCUGGGUGGCAGUUGUCGCGAUAUUAGUGCCGACGGCGGGAACAAACCUGGAACAACAGAGGAGAGAAAUGGAUAGAUGUGACGAAAGGGAAGGCAUUCCUGCCAGAAAAAGAAAGACAUCGUGCAAAUAUCUUGAAAAAUGGGACAGCGAAUUUUAUUUUCUAAAGAAGAGCAGGAUGGGGCACAGUCAUGCGUUCUGUAAGAUUUGUAACUGCGAUUUUAGUGUCUCCCACGGGGGAAGGAACGACAUCAGUCAGCAUGAAAAAUCGACCAAGCACAAGCGCUGGCUAGAGGCACAGAAACAGGCCCAGGCAAUGUCAACAUUUGUGACUAGAAAUACCACCGAGGCAGACCAGGUCAUAAAUGCGGAGGUUAAAAUGGCAAUGCUGUGUGCCAAAAACAAUGUUGCUUUCAACUUCUGUGAUGACUUCAAUAAGUGUGUAGCUGAAAUGUUCCCGGACUCUGCUAUCGCACGGAAAUUCUCGGCGGGAAAAACCAAGGCUACCCAACUCAUCAAAGGUGCCAUAGCAACAGAGCUAGAUGACGAGUUGGCCAAAACAUGCCGAUCUCAGCCAUUUUCUGUGAUGUGCGACGAAUCGAACAACAGAAAAGGAAAUAAAGAAUUCGUCAUCCUAACUAGACUCUACGAUGAGGCCACUCUGCAGGUCGUUACAAGAUUCAUGGAGAUGCCUCUAUGCAACGUGGGAAAUGCAGAAAAUCUGUAUGAAAAACUGAGUGAAGCACUAAGAAAAAGAGGCAUCCCAGGGGAGAACCUGAUAGCCUUUAACUCUGAUAAUGCGAGCGUCAUGAAAGGCAGACACAACUCUAUUAUCAGCAGACUGAAACAGAACCAGCCCCACGUCCAGGACCUCAGCUGCAUCUGCCACCUGGCACAGCUGGCCACUGGCUGUGGCAUCAGAGCAGCCCAGGUACCGGUGGAAGACAUCCUGGUGGGGAUAUACACCCACUUUGAUAAAAGUGCAAAAAGAUGUGAACUCUACAAAAGGUUUGUAGAUUUCACUGAUUCAGACCACCUGAAGCUCCUCAGGUACUGCAGCACCAGAUGGCUGAGUCUGCUAACCUGCAUCCAGAGAGUGUUGAACCAGUGGGAUGCACUACAGGCCUACUUUAACAGUCAGGAGGAGGUGGAGAGGAGUGCCAAAGUGCGCGAUCUAGCAAGCCAUCUGCGUGAUCCAAUCGUGAAGGCUUACUUCAUGUUCCUGAGUGCCCUUAAGCCUUUAUAUGAAUUUAAUAUUGUCUUCCAGUCGGAGGCCGUGCAGAUUCACAGACUUGAAGAGGAGAUCUACAGGCUGAUCAAGAGGAUCCUGGGGUUCCUCAUACCAGCCGGGGCCAUCAUGGGUGUACCUCUCAAGGAGGUGGAGUAUGGAGAAGGACAUCAGCUGGCUGAUGAAGAGCUCUUUAUAGGAGCAGAAACAAAGGCAUUCAUGGCAAGGAAAGAGCUCCCUGUGUCAGCGGAGAAGAAAAUCUUUCAGUUUUUAUUACCCAGCAGUUAUUUAAUUAUAUCAUCUUUUCACAGUAUGAGAUUAUAGGCUGUAGUGUUUUUUGUUUACUCUUAUGCUGUUGUAGAUCUGUGAGAAGAUUCUAUGAAGCAGUGCUUCAGAAAAUGUUCUCCUGCUUUCCUCUUGACCAUCCACUCCUGAAGGACAUGAAAGUGCUGGACCCUGCUGCUCGCCUUGACAUUACUCCAGGGACAGGUAGAUGUUAGAGUCAGUUCCUCAUUGAUUAAAUGAAUAUUGCAUGGUUUAGAUCUGCAAUGUUCAGUCAAACACUUGUUUUACUUUACAGUGGCAAGGCUAGGGGCCCUUUUCCCUCAGUUGAUCUUGAGUGAGGAUAGGCUGAGAGGAACUCAUUGACUACCAGGUGACAGAUAGCAAGCAUCUCCCUCAAGAAGACAAAACUGACAGAUUCUGGGGUCUGGUAGGGAAAGAUGUGAGGUUCAGUGAGCUGCCAAGAUUAAUGAAGGCUUUACUAUGCAUUCCCCACAGCAAUGCCAGUUCUGAAAGAGUGUUCGGUAUGGUAAGAAAGAUUGUUACAGAGAAUAGGAUGUCAUUAGACAACAGCACGGUUUAUGCUUUACUGUCAUGUAAAAUCAACCACUCUGGCCCAGGCCACAAAUACACUCCAUCGAAACGAGUCUUAAAGGAUGAAAAGUCUGUAACAAAUCUGGAUAAUAAGUCUUUAGUGAAUGCCAGAGAGCCACCUGAGUGAACAUGAGAAAUUUAAAUAAAAUGUGUAAUGAAGACAAAAUGUAAAUGUUUAACCUAAAGAC
Molecule: messenger RNA, 2634 nt
Organism: Girardinichthys multiradiatus
Lineage: Eukaryota; Metazoa; Chordata; Actinopteri; Cyprinodontiformes; Goodeidae
Exons: 6
Coding region: 413-1894 (493 amino acids)
Source: RefSeq, a predicted model, not a curated record